Molecule: messenger RNA, 475 nt
Organism: Rubroshorea leprosula
Lineage: Eukaryota; Viridiplantae; Streptophyta; Magnoliopsida; Malvales; Dipterocarpaceae
Source: the annotation of a GenBank genome assembly
UCAUCCUAGCAACAACAAACGUAAGCAAAAAAAAACACCAUAGCCUCUGCUUACCUCUUAAUUAGUCAUGGCCAUCUCCAAGUUUUUCAUUGCUUCUCUUCUUAUCUCUCUCUUGCUUCUCCAAUUUGCCGUGGCUGAUGAGACCAGAGCAAAGCAAAUUGACUGCGGUGCGGCUUGUGAUGUUAGGUGUUCAAAAUCCUCCAGGCCGAACCUGUGCAAGAGGGCAUGUGGAACUUGCUGUGCGCGUUGCAACUGUGUUCCUCCCGGGACUUCCGGUAACUAUGAAGCCUGCCCCUGCUAUGCCAACGAAACCACCCACGGUGGCAAACCCAAGUGUCCUUGAAGUUCAACCCAAUCUAGCAUAUCUUCUAUUAUUAUUUGUGAUAAUUAAGUUUGUUUUCUACCCAAAAAAAAAAGAAGUUUGUUAUAUGGUAUUAAAUUCAAAGCGAUCAAUAAAUAAAGGAAGGUGACACUA